This is a messenger RNA of Amblyraja radiata (thorny skate), 3955 nucleotides long. It is a transcript of the gene abcc12, whose product is annotated as ATP-binding cassette, sub-family C (CFTR/MRP), member 12. Gene Ontology annotation, cellular component: membrane. The coding region runs from base 155 to 3577 and encodes 1140 amino acids. Lineage: Eukaryota; Metazoa; Chordata; Chondrichthyes; Rajiformes; Rajidae. The record is from RefSeq and is a predicted model, not a curated record. Gene Ontology annotation, biological process: transmembrane transport. Gene Ontology annotation, molecular function: ABC-type transporter activity; ATP hydrolysis activity; ATP binding. The transcript is spliced from 24 exons.
CAGGCGAUGAGAGCUCUGAUUAUUUUGCUGGUGAUUUCAACGCAAGAGGAUCAGAAGGGUAAAAGAAAUAACGGCACGAGCAGCAAAUCAAACAGAAAACGUGAGUCUGAUAAACUGAGACUUUCCCAGUCCUGGUUUGCUGGAAGUGAACAUAAUGGCAUCACCAGAUGCAAGUGACCAUGUCCCAGGAAAACUUCACAAAUACUCACAAAGUUUAAAAACAAUGAUCCCUUUUCGCUCAAAGUCAAAGAAUCCAUCUCGCGCUCCUGAGGAUAAUGCCGGACUGUUUUCAUACAUCACUUUCCAGUGGUUGGCACCUGUGAUGAUAAAUGCCUCGAGAGGGAAACUGAACCAAGAUACACUUCCCCCCCUCUCCGAGCUCAACUGCUCAGAUGCCAACGCCAAAAGGUUUAUGCGUCUUUGGGAGAAAGAAGUGGAAAGGGUUGGCUAUAAGAAAGCUUCCUUGGGAAGAGUCACUGUCCAGUUUCAGCGAACACGGCUUAUUGUAACCCUACUGUGUACAAUUGUCUCCAUGACCUGUGCCUUUUUGGGACCGGGAAUCUUGAUCAAUGCCAUACUGCGACACGUUGAAGAGAAGUCAGAAAACCUUGUAUAUGGGAUCGGCCUUUGCUUUGGACUAAUCACGACGGAGUUACUAAAAAUCGUGUUCUUCGCAGCAAUUUGGUCCAUCAACUACCAGACUGGUAUCCGAUUAAAAGGAGCUGUCACUACAUCAGCAUUUAUUAAGCUGCUGCAUCUUAAACAUUUGAACAACACAUCCAUUGGUGAGGUGCUGAACUUGUUAUCAAAUGAUGGCCAACGAAUAUUUGAAGCAGCCUUGUUAUGUCCCCUCUUGUUUGGCAUUCCAGUGUUGCUCAUCAGCUGUACAGUAUAUAGUUAUUAUUUACUUGGACCAACAUCAUUAUUUGGAAUUGUUGUUUAUGCUUUGUUUAUACCCAUUCAGAUGUUACUGGCACAAUUAGUGAUGAGAUUUCGGAGUAAAGCCAUCACACAGACAGAUACUCGCGUGCGACUGAUGAACGAAGUGCUGACGCAUAUUAAACUUAUUAAAAUGUAUGCAUGGGAAAAAUCAUUUGGUCGUUCUGUUAAAGAUGUGAGGAAAAAGGAAACAAAUAUAUUUCGAAAAGCUGGAUAUGUACAGAGUGUAAAUAAUUCCCUGGCACCGACGGUCCCAGCAUUUGCCACAGUCGUCACCUUUGUUGUACACACACUGUUGGGUCAAGAGCUGACUGCAUCCACGGCAUUCACUGUGAUUGCAGUCUUCAUGAUCAUGAGAUUCACAUUGGGUACUGCGCCCUAUUCAGUUAAAGGGUUUGCAGAGGCCAGAGUUUCUUUGAGAAGAUUAAAGAAAAUUUUGAUAAUGGAAAACCCUGAAGUCUAUGUGAAAUCUCUGCAAGAUUCGCCUUUUGCAGUGGUGUUGGAAAAUGCAUCGCUCUCAUGGAGCAGUGCAAAUGGGGAUGAAGGAGCACCAAAUCCUGGCGACGGGGUCUCAAACAGAAAAGAUGCCUUUGACACCGACAAAACACGCCAGGCCAAUAUUAAUGGGCAGGUGGGUGAGACGACCCCUGAAACUGCAUCAGAGGAAGAUGGCAGUGCCUCAACGACUCUUUGCAACCUCACCCUCAACUUGGAAAAGGGAAUGCUUUUGGGAAUUUGUGGAAAUGUAGGAAGUGGAAAGAGUUCUUUACUAUCUGCUCUGCUUGGACAGAUGAAUCUGCAUAGUGGGACGGUCGCUGUUAAUGAAUCGCUGGCCUUUGUAUCCCAGCAAGCUUGGAUAUUUCAUGGGACAAUCAGGGAAAACAUAUUAUUUGGAAGGACGUUAGAUAAUGAAAGGUACAAGAAGGUGAUUGAAAUCUGCUGUCUGGGACAAGACCUGGCCGCGCUGCCCUUUGGAGACACAACUGAAGUAAAGGCUGACUGUGCUGCAUCGAGCAACAAUACCACAGCAUGGGACUGCAGCAGCAUCACCAAAAACCCCCAGCUCCAGUUCUACCAGCUUGUGUACGGAAUGUCUAUUGUCGCCAUCAUUGCUCUGAGUGCCAUUAAAGGAUUUUUCUUCACCAAUUUUACCAUGAAGUCAUCCUGUACGCUGCACGACAAAGUGUUUUACAAGAUCUUACAUUGUCCGAUGGCGUUCUUUGACACGACUCCAUCUGGGAGGAUUAUCAACCGCUUCUCCAAGGAUACGGAUGAGAUGGAUGUGAGGCUGCCUUUUAACGCUGAGAAUUUCCUGCAACAAAUUAUGGUGCUCACCUUCAUACUCGUCACUAUAGCAUCAGUGUUUCCCUACUUGCUCAUCGCUGUGGCUAUACUGGGUGGCAUUUUUGCGCUUUUUAUCAGAAGGUUUCAAGGCAGUAUCAGAGAGCUGAAGAGAAUAGAGAAUGUCAGCAAAUCGCCCUGGUUCUCGCACAUCACCUCAAGUAUUCAUGGCCUGAACACAAUACAAGCCUACAAUAAAACCAAUGAUUUCAUUAAACGAUUUAAUGAGUUAAGUGACAGGAAUUCCGGCCACCUCUAUCUGUUCCAUUGUUCCAUGCGCUGGCUCGCUCUGAGAAUCGACUCUCUCACGGUCCUUAUGACUCUCACUGUGGCACUCUUUGUCAUCUUGAGUAAAGACUCAGUCUCUGCUUCAGACAAGGGGCUUGCUUUAUCAUACACCGUUCAGCUGACAGGGUUGUUCCAAAUGUGCAUCCGAAUGGCAAUUGAAACAGAGUCCAGGUUCUUAUCUGUGGAACGAAUCGUGGAAUAUAUACAGACUAGUGCAUCAGAAACUCCACUCCACACCAUAAAGUCGGACGUACCCAAGAACUGGCCAAAUUGUGGUGCAAUUAAGUUUGAGAAUUAUCAGAUGAAAUACAGACCAGAUACUCCGAUAAUCCUGAAGGGACUGAAUUUAAGUAUAAAUCCCCAGGAACAUAUUGGAAUUGUUGGAAGAACAGGAUCUGGGAAGUCGUCUUUGAUUGUUGCUUUGUUCAGACUGGCGGAUUCCGUGACGGGGAAAAUCCUGAUCGACAACGUUGACAUUGGCACAUUAGCUCUGGAAGAUUUGCGAAGUAAACUCUCCGUCAUUCCGCAAGACCCCGUCCUGUUUGUGGGCACAGUGAGGUACAAUCUCGACCCCUUUGGGAAAUAUAAAGAAGAUGCAAUUUGGGAUGUCCUUGAAAGGACAUACAUGAAGGAAAUGGUGACUAAGCUCCCUAAGAAACUGGAAGCGGAGGUGGUGGAAAAUGGAGAAAACUUCUCGGUGGGAGAACGUCAGUUGCUGUGCAUGGCCAGAGCACUCCUGAAGAACUCGAAGAUAAUAGUGUUGGAUGAAGCUACAUCCUCCAUCGAUUCGGAGACUGAUUCCUUGAUUCAGGACACCAUCAAAGAAGCUUUCAAAGACUGCACCAUACUAACAAUCGCACAUCGGAUCAACACCGUUCUGGAAUGUGACAGGAUACUAGUUAUGGAUGAUGGAAAGGUUGUGGAAUUUGACACUCCAGCUGCACUGUCACAGAAUCAGAAUUCCGUUUUUACAUCCAUGCUGGUGGCAUCCAACAACAUGAGUUCAUAAAUAGGGAGUGGAGCCAAUUCAAACAGCUGGUCCUGAUUCCUAAUGAAAGAUAUUAUGAUUGGAUCAGAAGAAGAUUGAUGGCAGGGGAUUUGAGUUUUAAAUGCUCUUAUGGAGCUGGAUGCAGUUACUUGAAUAAAUCAAUCAAUGUAACAGCGAAUUAUUUAGAUGAUCUAAAUGUUUUGACUGUGGAAAGAUAAAUUGGUUCCUAGUAUUAUUAUAAUAAUAAUAUUAAAAUUACACAUCAUGGGUCUGAGAUAAUUUAUUUUGUGAAUUAAAACAUUAGACGCACAGUGUAAAGGAAUGUUGUAGAUAUUUAUUAGUAUAUUAACCAGAGUUCUUAAUUACAAAUUGAUGUUGAUGGUGAUGAUGAUGAAGAAA